Saccostrea echinata is the source of this 1719-nucleotide messenger RNA. RefSeq names its product serine/threonine-protein kinase Chk1-like. Gene Ontology annotation, biological process: intracellular signal transduction; protein phosphorylation. The record is from RefSeq and is a predicted model, not a curated record. The transcript has 15 exons. The coding region runs from base 210 to 1667 and encodes 485 amino acids. NCBI's taxonomy places the organism in Eukaryota, Metazoa, Mollusca, Bivalvia, Ostreida, Ostreidae. Gene Ontology annotation, molecular function: protein serine/threonine kinase activity; ATP binding. Gene Ontology annotation, cellular component: nucleus.
CCGUAUAGAUCUAUAUUUUUUUAAUAUGUGUAACAAGCAAAUUGCGUUUGUAUAAAUUAUUUCAAGUUAAUUCAUACACAGCAUAUAAAAUGUAGCAGAUGAACAGGUUUUGUAUGAAUCCAUGGUAUGAAUCUGAGCACAAAACUGAAAAAAUAAGCCGAAAAGUCUGAAAGUUGCAGAAGAUUAUAUCAGUUGGAUUGGAGUCCCCCAUGACAGGAGUGACAGCUUUUGUGGAGGGUUGGGACUUUGUGCAGACCUUGGGAGAAGGGGCAUAUGGGGAAGUGAAGCUAGCAGUGAAUUCAGAUACACAGGAAGCUGUUGCUGUCAAAAUUAUUAAUUUGGAGAAAAAUCCUGCCGCUUCAGAGGCUGUCCGCAAAGAAGUCUGUGUACACAAGCUACUCAGCCAUGAAACCAUCAUAAAAUUUUAUGGGUUCCGAAAGGAUGGAAAAAAACAGUACCUAUUUCUAGAAUAUGCUAGUGGAGGAGAACUGUUUGAUAGAAUAGAACCAGAUGUUGGGAUGCCCCAACAGGAUGCCAACAGAUACUUUAAACAGCUGAUCAAUGGUGUAGAAUAUUUACACAUCAAAGGUGUUACUCACAGAGAUCUCAAACCAGAAAAUCUUCUUCUUGAUGACUUUGAUAAUUUAAAGAUCUCGGACUUUGGGUUAGCCACAGUAUUCAGAUACCAAGGAAACACUCGUCAGCUGGAAAAAUGUUGUGGUACAGUCCCUUAUGUGGCCCCAGAAGUGUUGUCAAGGAAACCAUAUGAUGCUGAGCCAGCUGAUAUUUGGUCAUGUGCUGUAAUCCUGGUGGCUCUCCUGGCAGGAGAAUUACCUUGGGAUGAGCCAACAUAUGGCUGUCAGGAAUACUGUGAUUGGAAAGACUGUAAAAUUACUAAGACACCAUGGAACAAGAUUGACAAUCUGGCAUUGUCAUUACUCAGGAGACUUCUGGUGGAGAACAGUUCCAAGAGAUACACAAUUCGGCAGAUUAGAGAUCAUCAAUGGUUCAACAAGAAUUUUAACAGACCAGCUUUAGGUCAGCUGAACAGGCUCCCAUCCUCUCCCACUAGUUCCCCAUCAGGAACUGGACCUUUUAAACGUGUUUGCUCAGGAAAUGAACUCUCACCUCCAUCUCACUCAAAAGAAAGGUUUAUGCACAUAUCCUCCUCUCAGCCCGAAUCCCGACAAAGGUUAGGAUCUGAAGGUGACACUAAUUCCCCAAUGGAUCCUGUGGACAGGCAGUUUUGUUUCUCUCAACCUGUUCAUCCAGAUCACAUGUUGCUCAGCAGUCAAAUUCAGGGAACACCAGGAUCUUCACAGAAUCCAUGGCAGAAACUGGUUCGUAGGAUGACCCGGUUUUUUGUAAAGCCUGAUAGAGAUGGAACCAAGAAGGAGUUGGAAAAAGUGUUUGAACUCCUGGGAUACAACUGGAAGUUUAACUCUCCAGGAAUGGUCACGAUAACAACAUCAGACAAAAGACAUAUCCCUUUGGUGUUCAAAGCCUGCUUUCUUGAAAUGGAUGAAAACCUGCUGCUAGAUUUCAGAUUAUCAAAGGGGGAUGGUCUGGAAUUUAAAAGACACUUUAUAAAGAUUAAGAAUCAGAUGAAAGCCAUUGUAAGCAAGGUACCGCCUACAUGGCCUUUGGUACCCUCCCAAGUCACAUGAUCUGUGCCAUAUGUCAUUAAAUCAUUCUCACAAAUAAAGCAAUUUAUCAUUU